AUGAAGGCAAACCGCGGUGUCAGCGGUGCAUCGCCGGUGGCUUCGAGUGUCAAAAAGAAUGCUUUUACCGUGAAUGAAUCCUCAUCGCCGACAAAAGCGGCACCACCUACGCCAACUUAUUGCAAGGUCAAGUUUGUGGACGACAAUGAUGAAGCAUCGCCCACGCAAGAACCACAACCUCCUCCUGCACAUGAGGAGCCGCCUGUUCAAAGUAUAGCGAAUCUUUCACAGGGAAAGGAUCAAGACACGUCACCACUGGUCAAUGUUUCUCAGCGUUCUUUUCACGAUAACGCAGGUCAUUCGAAUGCGAAUGAAGGAGAACAGCCAAUCUCGUCCUUUGACAGAUGGAGUCCGGAAAUCCUGGCUUCUCCCAGCACAAACGGCGGGGACCAGAUAGCGCUUGAUGCGCUCUUGUCUUUGGGCAAUGAACAUGCGACAGCCUUUAUCGACCGGAACGUGCAUCGCAACUCGGUCUCAUCUGCCGGCUUCCAUGGUUCCGACAGGUCUAUCAUUUAUCACGACCCGUUGACGAAUCCUGAGGAGUCCUCAUACGAUGCGCCUUUUUCUCCAACGUCGCCUCCUGUACCGGGCCCUGACGUCCCAGAAGAGUUGGAAUUCAGUCUCAUGAAGCAUUAUCGAUAUGAAGUAGCACCGUGGCUCGACAUAUGCGACCUCGCGCAAACCUACGGAAUGGCUAUUCCAUGUCUUGCAACCGAAUCACCCGCCAUCCUCCAAGGACUGCUGGAUAUAUCUGCAAGGUCUCUCAAGGCCAUGACCGGUAUGGACAAAAUGUCGCAUUUGAAUAGUGCCAUACCAGCCGGCAUUAGCGAAAUGAAUGCCGAGCACCGACUUCUCUGUGCCAGUCUCUGUCAAGCAACAGAGCCCUUUGCGCAAGAUGUCUUUGGGGCCGAUAGCUAUGUCUAUGCAAUGACCAUGGGCAUCGCUCACGACUUAUUACUGGAAAGACCAACGUCAAUAUCCAUGGCUGCCUAUCAUGUGUUGCUUAGGCUUGACAUGGGAAAGGCAUUAAUCAAUGAACUUCCAAUUUCGAUACCACUACAUGUUCCCGAGAUGACACAUUCACCAUGGCACAAGACAGAUUCGGCCGUCCACAUAUUCCAAUGCGCCAACACGCCUCUCUUCCUCUGCCUCCGAGCAAUGAGAUUCUGCUGGGGUGACCCCGCCGAUCGUAUGGGUCUGGCCGGCGACAUGGUCAGCGCAUGGCGGGACAUUGUAGACCAACUCAACGCGUGGUAUAGCCAGCGACCGCAAGAGUUCCUGUCCAUGGUGGAGAUCGAAAUGGCCGACGACGGAUUCCCCUUGAUCCUCUUCACCAGCGGAGCCGCCGUGUUUGGCAACCAGCUUUACCACACGGCCAUGUUCCUCUUGCUACGACAUAAACCGCGUACGGUUAUGCUGCCGAGCAGGCAUCGUUCCUCUACAAUGUCGACGCUAUGGCAUGCGAGACGCAUUUGUGGAAUUGCGCUCAAUAACGACAGGCGCGAGUGCUGGGACAUGAGUCUGGUUGCGUCGCUGCUGGUUGCAGCCCGGACCAUGACACAUGAGGCGCAACAUCAUGUCCUGCUGGCUGGUAUAGACAAGGUUGAAAGGCUUACGGGAUGGGGUCUGAGUGUCAUUAGAGACAUACUCAAAGCUGAAUGGGGUCUAUGA
Molecule: messenger RNA, 1671 nt
Organism: Pestalotiopsis fici W106-1
Lineage: Eukaryota; Fungi; Ascomycota; Sordariomycetes; Amphisphaeriales; Sporocadaceae
Exons: 5
Coding region: 1-1671 (556 amino acids)
Biological process (GO): positive regulation of transcription by RNA polymerase II
Cellular component (GO): nucleus
Molecular function (GO): transcription cis-regulatory region binding; DNA-binding transcription factor activity
Source: RefSeq, a predicted model, not a curated record